Molecule: messenger RNA, 2031 nt
Organism: Eruca vesicaria subsp. sativa (arugula)
Lineage: Eukaryota; Viridiplantae; Streptophyta; Magnoliopsida; Brassicales; Brassicaceae
Source: the annotation of a GenBank genome assembly
AUGAAUCCCACUCACAACAACUCAGCGUCAACACUAGCUCCGCCGCAGCCUCACCGUCCUUCCACCUCCUGUGAUCGUCACCCGGAGGAGCGUUUCACCGGCUUCUGCCCCUCUUGUCUCUUCGAGCGUCUCUCCGUUCUAGACAUCAACACCGUCGCGUCCUCCUCCAGAAAACCGCCGUCGUCCUCCGCCGCAGCUCUCAAAUCAAUCUUCAAACCCUCCUCUUCCUCCUCCUCCUCCGCCGCUCCGCCGUCGCUGUUCCCGGAACUUCGGAGGACGAAAUCGUUCUCGGCGAGAAAGAACGAAGCUUUACUCUGUUUAGGUGCGUUUGAGCCGCAGAGGAGAUCAUGCGAUGUUAAGGUAAGGAACACUCUCUGGUCUCUGUUCAACGAAGACAACUCGGAACAUAUAAAGGAAGGAACUUUAUCAGUAAAGGAAGGAACUUUAAGAGUUAAUAGUGAGAUUAGUCUCGAAACUAGAAAGCCCAUUAAGUCCUCCCCUGUUUUCGAAGAGGGCAUUGAUUGUGGGAAGAAGUUAAAAGAACAGAGGAGUUUAAUCGACGAGAUCAUCGAAGAAGAAGACGAAACAGAGAAGGUGAAGGAGCACAUAGAGAUGAAUCCUCCACCUCCACCUCCUCCUCCGACGACGACGACGACGAAGAAGCCCACAAGGAGUUUCUGGUCCGCGGCGUCGGUUUUGAGCAAGAAGCUACAGAAAUGGAGACAAAAGCAGAAGCUUAAGAAGCAUCGCGGCGGCGGCGGCGGCGCGUUACCGGUGGAGAAGUCUGUCGUGAGGCAGCUCAGAGACACUCAGUCUGAAGUAGCGGAGUACGGUUACGGACGGAGAUCAUGCGACACGGAUCCGAGAUUCUCUAUCGACGCCGGGAGAUUCUCGCUUGACGCCGGUAGGGUUUCGGUGGACGACCACCCUCGUUACUCUUUUGACGAGCCACGCGCUUCUUGGGACGGGUAUAUGAUCGGGAGAACCGUGGCGGCUCCGCCGCGGAUGCCGUCUAUGUUAUCUGUUGUGGAGGAUUCUCCGGUUAGUAAUCACGUUCUCCGGUCAGAUAGUCACAUUCCGGUGGAAGAGCAAACACCACCGCCACCAGGACCGGAGAGUGUUGUCCCUGGUGGUUCUGAACAGACACGAGAGUAUUACAACGACUCAUCUACACGAAGGAGGAAGAGUCUUGACCGUUGUAGCUCCACCAGAAAGUUAUCAGCUUCUGUUAUAGCUGAGAUCGAUGAACUGAAACUGUCUGCUUCAAACACUAAAAUCUCGCCAAAACAUUCGCGCUCACGUUCUAGUUCAGUGAGGGGAGAUUGCUCCGUUGAGAAUUUGGAGAUGGGAGGCAGAGAGACUGUGGAGUCUAGCAAGAAAGGGAUGAAGAAGUCUAAGAGAUGGAGUUGGAAUAUAUUUGGUCUGCUUCAUAGGAAAAAUGGUAACAAAUACGAAGAGGAGGAAGAUAGAAGCGGUGUUGAUAGAACGUUUUCAGGGUCAUGGAAUGUAGAGAGUAGAAAUGGGUUUGAUCCGAAGAUGAUGAGGAGCAAUAGUAGUGUGAGUUGGAGAAGUUCAGCUGCUGGAGGUGGAGGGUUUCAACGGAACAGUGUUGAUGGUGGAUACAUUAGUGGUAAGAAGAAGGUUAGUAACAGUAGUAGUACUAGUAUUGGGAGAAAGGUUGAGAAUGGUAUGUUGAAGUUUAACUUGACGCCUAGUAAAGGAAGGCGAACAGGAAGCAUGGAUUCUACGAGCCGGCCGGUUCCGGCUUCUCAUCCGUUGGGUAGAAAUGUCAUGAAUUAUUACUGACCAAAUUCAAUAUAUUUUCUUAGAUGAUGUAGUUUGAAAUAAGUUGUAUUGAGUGAGAAUGUUCAGUCUGAUUCUUGUGCUGGGAUUUGGUUGUUCAGUUUUAGAAUUUCUUGGGGUGUAUACAUAACCUUUAGUUAUUACUUUUUUCUUAUCUUUAUUAGUAUAUGUCAUAACAUAUGACUUAUGAUUGAAGUUAUGACAUGUGAGAUUUGAUAGCUAAAUCAG